AUGGUAAAGCUGGGUGCUGAGAUGUCUUUGAACCAGCCUGCUGUGGAUUGCUUCCCUUACUCCAGGAUGCUGGCUCUGCUGGUAGAAGUGAUGACAGAACUUAUAAAGCACGGGUGCGAGAGGAUAGAACAGACCAUCAAAGCCUCGGGCUCCAGGCUGUGCUCCUAUGCUGAAAGAGUUGCCUUCUUAAUGGACCGUUCCAAAAACCCGGAUAACAGCCCCCAGCCUCCGACACCGACUGACAACAUCAACCUUGGCCCUUCUGCUAAUCCGAAUGCCAAGCCAACGGACUUUGAUUUUUUGAAAGUUAUUGGCAAAGGAAGCUUUGGAAAAGUUCUCCUGGCCAAACGCAAGUCUGAUGGGAUGUCUUAUGCUGUGAAAGUCUUGCAGAAGAAAUCCAUCCUGAAGAAAAAAGAGCAAACCCACAUUAUGGCGGAACGCAAUGUGCUGCUGAAAAAUGUGAAACAUCCUUUCCUGGUGGGCCUCCACUACUCUUUCCAGACCUCCGAGAAGCUCUACUUUGUGCUAGACUAUGUCAAUGGGGGAGAGCUCUUCUUCCACCUGCAGAGAGAGCGCUGUUUCCGUGAACCUCGUGCCCGCUUUUACGCAGCUGAAGUAGCCAGUGCAGUAGGGUACCUGCAUUCCUUGAACAUAAUCUACAGGGACUUAAAACCUGAAAACAUCCUCCUGGACUGCCAGGGACACAUAGUACUGACAGACUUUGGACUUUGCAAAGAAGGAAUGGAGCCAGAGGAAACGACGUCUACUUUUUGUGGCACCCCAGAGUACUUGGCCCCAGAAGUGCUAAGAAAACAACCCUAUGACAGAACAGUAGACUGGUGGUGUCUGGGAGCUGUCCUCUAUGAGAUGCUGUUUGGGUUGCCUCCCUUUUACAGCCGGGAUGUGUCUCAGAUGUAUGACAAUAUUCUACACCAGCCACUCCAGAUCCAAGGAACCAAGACCAUGGCAGCUUGUGAUAUCUUACAGGGACUGCUUCACAAGGACCAGAAGAGGAGGCUGGGGGCCAAGAUGGACUUUCUUGAGAUCAAGAAUCAUGUGUUCUUCAGCCCAAUAAACUGGGAUGACUUGUAUCACAAGAGGAUCACUCCUCCCUUCAACCCCAAUGUGUCUGGUCCUGCUGAUCUGCGACAUUUUGACCCAGAGUUCACACAAGAAGCGGUCUCGAACUCCAUCACCCGGACACCUGACUUAGCAGCCAGCUGCUCCAGUGUCUCAGAUGCUUUUUUAGGGUUUUCUUAUGCACCGACUGAUGAGGACUUUCAGGUUUUUAAAUAG
Molecule: messenger RNA, 1296 nt
Organism: Emys orbicularis (European pond turtle)
Lineage: Eukaryota; Metazoa; Chordata; Testudines; Emydidae
Gene: SGK2
Product: serum/glucocorticoid regulated kinase 2
Exons: 14
Coding region: 1-1296 (431 amino acids)
Biological process (GO): protein phosphorylation
Cellular component (GO): nucleus; cytoplasm
Molecular function (GO): ATP binding; protein serine/threonine kinase activity
Source: RefSeq, a predicted model, not a curated record